Messenger RNA from Scylla paramamosain (green mud crab), 6162 nucleotides. Its product is annotated as rho GTPase-activating protein 45-like. NCBI's taxonomy places the organism in Eukaryota, Metazoa, Arthropoda, Malacostraca, Decapoda, Portunidae. Bases 414 to 5249 code for a protein of 1611 amino acids. Gene Ontology annotation, molecular function: GTPase activator activity. The record is from RefSeq and is a predicted model, not a curated record. Gene Ontology annotation, biological process: activation of GTPase activity; signal transduction. The transcript has 26 exons.
GAAAUCUUCAGUUGGUCUGGAACCGCGGCCCGGACAGCACGUGUACGCACCUGGCAGCACGAGGAAGCCCCACAGCCGUGCGUGCCUAGUACGGGUCGAGGACAUGUUGAGAUAUUAGUGAAGUGACGACAACUCACCCGAGACGGUACUUGUGACUCCAACUUGGUCUGCCUGCCAUCACCACCACCAUCACCAUCACCACCUGGCUCCUUCACUUCCACCUGCAUCCUCCUACCUCUCCAUCCCCUCCAUCCCCCGCCCCCGAGUCCUCAGACCUGCCCUACAAACCCGGCCUUGCCAGCCUUGUCUGGGGAACUUGCCCUUGACUCCCUUGCUUUACGCUGGGCCGGGCGCCGGAGGGGGGAGGGAAGCACUGCAGUAAGAGGGUAGGCCAUGUGCCGGCCCCCCGCGGGAUGAGGCAGCCUGGUAUGACCUCUGUUCUCCUGGAUGCGAGGAGGCCCGCCUCCCUCAGGCGACCUCCUCAGAGGCCCAAUGCUGCAAAGCUACUCAAGGCCAAGACGGUGCCGCAAGUGGAAGAGGACAUAUUGAAUGGUUUGGGCGGCGCGGGCGGCAUGGAGGGCGCGGGUGGCAGGUCGGGAGGGGCGGCGGCGGGCGGCUCACGAGGCUCCUCCAGCAGCGGCUCAUCUGGCCCAGGAGGCAGCGGCGGCAGCGUGGGUGUUGCUAUGACGACGGCGGGAGUUCCCUUCUCUACCCAGACGCUGGCCGUGACCUCCACCCCUCGCUCCCUCUCCCUGGCCUCCAUCUCCUCCGAAGGCAGCACGGACAGCCACCUGGUGGAGAGGGAAGACAUCGUCGCCCUCACCACCGCCGUCAGGGCAUUCAAGGACGCCCUGGGCAAACUCAAGCGUAUCUUCCACCCUGAGCGAGACAAAUCGGAGACGCUGCGGGUGGCGGGGCACGAGCGUCUGGGGGAGGUGCUGAGAAUCUUGAGGACCAUCCUGGAGAAGUACAGUCCCAUCCAGCACAACGAACUGCUGGCCGCCGCCUCGCACCUCAUCUCCCACGUCAACGGUUAUGGCUACGAGGAUGACCAUGCUGAUCCUACGGCCUUCCUGGAGGCGAUCGACCAGCUGGCCCUUGCCUUCUCCAGCAGGGUGUCGGAGUACCUUAUGGGGGACAUCGAUUCCUCCUCCGCUGUUCUCAACUGUUCCACCACCUCCUCCAGGAACAAGCCAUUUUCAUUGUCAUUGCAGUCGUACGAGAACCUGAUGAGCAGCGACGCGGAGAGCAGCGCAGGGGAGCCUCGGAGCAGCGGCGCGGUGGAGGCGGCGGAGACAGGCAGUGGAGUUCUGGACACCAGCCUUAAGGAACCAGAGGUGCUCACGCCGCAGCAGAUUGAUGAACAGCUGCACCGGCAUGAACAGGGAGUGGAGCACGCCCUGUACCGUGCCAAGGUGUGGAGCAAGUACGCCAAGGAUGUGAUCGCCUACAUCGAGAAGCGCGCCCAGCUUGACCUGGACCACUGCCGCGCCCUCACCAAGCUGGCGCACGUCACGCGGCCCGCACUCAAGGACGAGAGCUUCCUGCCGUUCCAGUCGAUCUACUGCACCGCGCUGGACCAGGACAUCGAAAACUGCGCCCAGCUCUCCCAGACCUCGACGCUGCUGCUCACACAGAAGUUUGUGGAGCCGCUCACCGCACGGAGGAACGAGCAUGACCGAGCCCGGAAGGUGAUCAAGGAGUCGUGGACCAAGGAGCUCAAGCGGGUGACGGAGGCUCUGAGCAACCUGAAGAAGGCGAAGAUGGGGUACGACCAACGCCAUCAGGAACUGGGGCGGGCGCGGGAGGCAGCGGCGCGGGGAGAGAACACGGAGGCGCAAGACAAGCUCGAGAGAAAACGGGAUGAGGCUCUGCAGAAGGCGAAGGAGGCGGAGGCGUGGUACAAGACGUGUGUUCAUGAGGCCAACGAGCGGCACGCCUCCCUGCUGCGCCUCAAGAGGGACGUGUUGGUGCAGCUGCGGGACCUCAUUUUCCAGUGUGACCAGACCAUGAAGGCCGUCACCGUGGGAUACUUCCAGCUGCAGCACACCGUCGCCGCCCCCGCCCCCGUGCAGUUCCAGACGCUGUGUGAAAGUUCCCGCCUUUACGAGCCGGGUUCUCAGUACAUGGAGUUUGUGAAGCGUCUCGGACCCUCACCAGGACCCGAGCAGCCCGAGUCCCCUUUCACGUUUCAAUCUUACCGCCCUGGGGCCUCCAACUUGUCCCCCCAACAUGACCCCGCCGCCAAUGGGGCCGUCCCUCCCCACGACGACCUGCAGGUGGGUCGUUUGCAAGGUCCCGGCGGCAGUGAUACAGACAGCGUGGGGUCCUCGGCCAAGAGUAUGGAAGGCUCCCCAACCGCCUCCCCGCUGCCCCCGCCACGCCGCCCCCACACCGUGUCCUCCGGGGAUGAGCUGGAGACCGACCCUGACACCGACCCUCACUACACGUACCCGUCGCGGCGGCAGGUGAUGAGCAAGGCGGCCAUCUCCCACUCCUUCAAGAAGCUCCUCACACCCUCCCGCUGCCGAGAGUGUGACUCCUACGUCUACUUCCACGGCUACGAGUGUGCUGAAUGCGGGUUGGGUUGCCACAAGAAAUGCCUGGAGACUCUGGCGAUCAAAUGCGGACACAAGCGGCUGCCUCGCAAGAUGACCACCUUUGGGGUUGACCUGGCGCAGCACCUCACGGAGACCAACACCACCGUGCCGCACCUGGUGGUCAAGUGUGUGGCCGAGAUUGACGCGCGAGGAGGCAAGAUCAAGGGAAUCUACCGCGUGUCUGGAGUUAAGAGCCGCGUGGAGAAGCUGUGCCAGGCCUUUGAGAAUGGGGCGCACCUGGUGGACUUAAGCGACCAGCACCCGAACGUCAUCGCCAACGUGCAUAAGCUUUACUUGCGUCAGCUGCCAGAACCUUUAUUGACCUUCAGACUGUACCCGGACUUCAUCAGAAUCGCCAAGGAGUGCGGGACUGGGACAGGAGCGGAGGGCGCUAGCCGCGCCGAGGGAGGAACUGCGGGAGCUGGUGGGGCGCCUGCCUCGCCACCACCUGGCCUGCCUCGCCGUCCUCAUGCAUCACCUGCACCGCGUCGCAACUCACUCUCAGCUCAACAACAUGCCGCCCUCCAACCUCGUCCCCCUCUUCCGCUGCUUUAUGUGGGUCUCACUCUGCGUCCAGGCAUAGUGUUCGGGCCCACGCUGCUACGGACGUCUGAGGGCUCUGCGUCGCUCAGCUCCCUGGUGGACACGGUGCACCAGACGCGGGCUAUCGAGCCUGCUCAUCAUGUGUGUCAACGAGAUCUUCGGACACCAAGACCCGCUGCAGGCUGCGUCAGGAGUCACCAGCAAGCGAGCCCGGCCGAGGACCAAUUCCGGCCAUCACAGAGCAAACACGGCAGCGCCCCCAUCAGCAGCAGCAGCAGCAGUAGCGUGGUGUACACCGUGCCUAUCGCUGGCUACAGAAGGAGCACCACUGACUCUGAGGACGCCCACUCCACCUCCCACGCGUGUAAGGAAAGGAAGGACUCAGAUGUGCAAGAUGACGACUGGGAUUCAGAGAGCUGGGAGGAGAGCGCCUUUGAGGGAGUGGGGAGUGUUGUAGGUGGCGAUACUUCCUCCGCCGCCCUUCCUACCACCACCACCACCACCACAACCAUGAGCAGCAGCAGCAGUAGCAUCGCCGCCGCCGCCGCCGCCGCCGCCACCUGUCCCGUGCCUCCGCCAAGAGCGUCGCCAGCAGCCAGUCGCACCUCCGCCGGGCAGGCCAAGAUAUAUAAGACGUCUCUGAAGGACUACGUGGGGCUGGAGGGGGUGGCGUUGCAUGUGUCCUCGGGCCUACACAGCGCCCAUGACGUGGUGCACCAGAAGCUCCGCAAGACUGUGAGCGACAUCUCCUCGUCUCUCAGGUCAUCCUCCCCCGCGGCGGCAGGGAUCACUACCAUCACCACCACCACCACGGCCGCCAUCGCCUCCCCCGCCGCCACCACCACUACCACCACUACUGUGCUUAUUCCGUCUCCAACAACGCACGACAUGCAAAGGAGAGGCACUUUGGAGGAUGUGAAGAAAGUGGUGGUAGGGGUAGGAGUAACAGGAGGAGUAGGAGGAGGUGGCCAACAGGAUGAAAGGAAGAGCAUGGAAUCUUCCUCUCGGAAACCUUUACAGCAGGAGGAGGUCACCAGGAGAAGACCUCCGCACCUGGAAGAGACUGGAAGGAGACCCACGAUAGAGGAAACCCCGAGGAAAAGCGAGGAGGGGGCGAGGAGACCCGAGCAGGAGGCGAGCAGGUCCCUCCAGCAGACGCCCAGGCCACAGGUGUACAAGAGUGAAUCAAAGGGCAGCGUAGGCGAAACAGAGCUCAAGGUCGAGGCGCGAGUGGGCGUGGCGGGCGGUCCGGAGCAAGUGGUGGUGCCUCCUCCGCGGAAGGUGAGUCCCCUGUUGGGUCAGCGCGCCGCCCUGGCUCAACACAGCGGCACGGACUCCUCGCUCGACUCCGACCAUAGCUAUGACUUGCACAUCCAGACCCAUACGCCCGCGCCUCCCUCCGUGCCCACCCACAGGCGCGCCGAGAUUGGGUACAGUGCCACCACACGUUCCUUCUCAACCUCCCGUGACGCGUCCCUCGACAACCUUACCUCUUCCGUCACUUCCUCGGAUUCCUCAUCGCAGGAGCUCGACUCGGCACACGCCACCGAGGACUCCCACAGCUCGGAGGCGCCAGACGACCCCCACGCCCUCAGCCACGCCCUUACCUACUCCUCAGGUUGUGGCGGCAGCAGUGGGGGUGAAUCCGGGUAUGUGUCGCCGUACCUAGGGGCGGGACCAUCACCGGGUUCCCUGGUGGUCGGACCCUCCGUGCUGGUGACUCGCGCCACCAUUGCGCAGUACGACAAGCGGCGCACCAUCACCACCGUGCUGGCCCCGAGGACGUCUUUCGAUGAGAACCGCGUCAGAAUACAAGUUCCUCCCGCCCCUGCCGGAGGGGGCAGAACUCCUGGCACUGGGAGCCUCGUGACCGUGGGCGUGGAGGAGGGAGGAGCAGUGUCCCUGUCUAACCCUCCAGCAUCUCCGAGGGUCACUGUGCAGGAUCCUCCCUCCCCGCCCGCCAGACUCCUGCAGCCUCAAUCACCAGGCUCCCCAGCAGCCUCCACCUCGCUGACCACUAUCAGGACGCCAGGCCCGCGCUCCACCCCUGUCCAGCCAGAACACCCUCGGCGGCCGUCCCCUAACAGGUCUCCUAGAUUUGUUUAGGUGGAUGCGUCUUGGGAUCGGAUGUGGCUGCCCCCCGUGGAUGAUUCUGUGGCAAGCCAGUGGGUGGUGUCGUGGGAAAACAAGCUACUAACCUGAUAGGUGAACCUGGCCGUGGCGUCUCAGGCAGUGCAUCAUUCAUCUGAAUGUGGUCACUAGGGGGCCCGCAAGACUCGCCCUGUACUACCAUGCACCAUGCACGCCGCUGUUCAGACGGUGCGUCUGCUACACUGAAUUGUCUUAGAGGUGCAGCGAUGCUGCUGUACAGAGAUGCUGCUGCAGCCUCAAAUCUUCCUUCAUUGAUGAGUCACCCGAAAAUUUUGUCAAGAGUGAUUGUAAUAGAGUGAAUCUUGAGAAUGCACGAAAUUCAAAGGUCAUAGUGACGCUGGAGUGCCGCUGGGCUGCCAUCGCACCGCACUAUUUUUUGUAUGAUAAAAACUGACCAAAUAACAUGAACAACUGUAUAUACUCAUACAUGUGUACCGACCUUUGUGCAGGCAGGUGUUUAGGCGCAGCUGAACUGUGUGCGUGCCGAGCACAGGUGAAACCCGUGUAUAUAUAGACCAGAGUUGUGUACAUGUAAGUGUUGUAAAGCUUAAGUGGUGUGUGCGUGUGUGUGCGUAUGAGUAAAGUGAGUAUGCAACUGUGUGUAUAUGUGUGUGUGUGUGUGUGUGUGUGUGUGUGUGUCGCAUUCACAGUCACACAGGGCCAGGAGGUGGCAUCUCCGCUAUUUGCGUCUGUCCUUUCUCGGCGAGACCCUCGGGAGUGUGGCGGCAGUAGUGCGGUGAGAGGCAGCGUCUGAGGCUCGGCAGCGAGAGGAGGAAACCCCGCUGUGUGUCGGCUGAGGUGAGUGAAGGACGCACCUACAAUGUCCACUCUGUAUAUAUGAUGAAGUAAAUGUGUUAUUACGUACAAA